GGGCUUCGCUUGCCCUUGGCCCAUACGGCGCUAGUGCUCGCACUGAGUCUCUCGGGGGUGAAGCGUCGCUCGCUCGUGCCAUUUGCAAGCAACUCACUCCUCACUCUCUCAGCAAGCCAGCCCGUCGCUGCUGUCUGCCGGAAACUCUCCGCUCCAACACUCUCGAAAACGGUUCCUGGAUUUUCCUGUGCCUGAAAAAUUCACGUCACAGGGAGGAAGUAUGCGGCGGCGAACACGACUGCUUCUGCUGGUGUGGGUGGCGCUCUUUUCCGGCGCCGCACCGUCCUCAGCCAAGCGGUCUCGACACCACAGAGAACAGCAACCUUUCUCGGAAAAUUUAGUCAACCAACCCGCCACCUUGCUCAACCACCACGCGGUCGAGUUCUCGCAAAAUAAUGACGCACCACAUGACGGCUGCUCGCACAAGUACUGCGGCAAGGGUCGCGAGUGCCAGCCGGACGAGGAUGGGCGUCCGCAGUGCGUCUGCAUGUCCAGCUGUCCGAGGCACCACGAGCACAUCGUGUGUGGCUCGGACGGCGAGCUGUACCACAGCCACUGCGAGCUGCACAGGGUUGCGUGCGUCCAGCGUCGAGCCCUCAGCGUCGACAGAGCAAUGAAUUGUUUGAAGAAUCCAAAACCGCUGUACUCAGUUUCAGAACCAAGCCCGAGCACUGCUGCCACGACGGCUUCUCCGCCUCCGCCCAAAGAAACGUCAACGGCGACAGAUGUUCCAGCAGAGGGAUGCUCGAUUCAGGAAUACGAAAUUAUGAAGGAUAAUCUUCUGCUGUUCAACCACGCCCGUUUAAUGGCCGACGACAAAAGGAGUUCGGGCAAAGAGUAUAUCGUCAGCAUUAUGUUCUCGCAUUACGACUCGAACAACGACGGCGCCCUUGAGUUGGAGGAGCUCCAGCAGAUCGCGGCCGCCGAGCAACUGUCACAGUUGUCCAAGGGGUGCAACCUGUCCGACAUGAUCGGCUUCGACGACGUCGACAAAGACGGCCGUCUCAAUAUCAAUGAGUUUUACGUGGCGUUCAGUAAGUUAUACAGCGUGACGGUGGUGUCACUGGACAAGGCGCUCGAGGUGAACCACGUUUCGGCGCGCGUCGGCGACAACGUGGAGAUCAAGUGCGACGUGACGGGCACGCCGCCGCCGCCGAUCGUGUGGCGCCGCAACGGCGUCGACCUGCUCGGCCUGGGCGUCGGCGACGACGACGCCGUGCGCGUCUUCACCGACGGCUCGCUCUACCUGACCAGGAUCCAGCUGCUGCACGCCGGCAACUACACGUGCCACGCGCAACGCAACGCCGACGUCGUGCAGACGCACGUGCUCACCGUGCACACCGUGCCCGAGGUCAAGGUCACUCCGCGAAUACAGUCUCGGCGGCCAGAGGAGGACGCAGCCAUGCUCUGCCACGUCGUUGGACAGCCCUUUCCAAAGGUGGAGUGGCUGAAAAACGACGAGCCCCUGCGAAUGGAGGCUGGCAAAUACGAAAUGGUGGGCAACGGCACCGAGCUACGAGUGCGUCACAUAUCCUACGCAGACACCGGCGCCUAUAUGUGUCAGGCGAGCAGCGUCGGCGGCCUCACUAGGGACAUUUCCUCCCUCGUCGUCCAGGACGAGCCGUCGCCCACUGCGCCUAGCGAGGAGCGUCGCUUCUUCUCGUUCCACGACUGGGGUGUUUCUGUUUACGAGCCGACCGCGUGCAGACUGUACCACCAAAUCCAAGCCACCGACAUCAUCCCUGGAACGCAGGAGUACGUGUGCGGUGACAAGGGAGUCAACUGCAGCUGGGGUCACGCGAUAAAUGUGGACAACCGCUAUGUGUUCGUCACCCAGCCGCUCAGAGACAGAGUGCUUGUCAUAAGCAAGAUCCAAAUGGUCGUCGUUGAUGUCGUGGUAACGGACAAGUACCCGGUGGAUCUGCACUAUGUGCCACAUCUGGACCAGGUCUGGGUUCUCAACUGGCGCUCGCUUGACCCUAAUGAGGGCGUGCGCACCAUCCAGGUCAUCAGGGACGCGUCGCAGAAGAAGAAGCACCACACCGUGCACCCCGAGCCCAUCGACGGGCAGUUCGAUCUGGUCAAGGGACUCUUCAUUCCGCCCAGCCAGGAUAUUCGGCACAACUUCAAGUACGGCUAUGUGACUCACACCGACCAGCGGGGCAUGUACAAGCUCGACCUGGCCAACAUGAGGUACACCAGAUCCAUCGACCUGAACCCCUACAACUGCGUGCCCGCCCACGUCGACUUUUCUGCACUUUAUGGUUUCGUCGUUGUUUCAUGCAAAGAACCAAUUUCUGGAAGACCAAACGGGCAAAUGUUGGUGGAUUACCUAACCGACUCAGUGAUCAGCUUCAAGAGCGAACUGCCAGGACAACCGAAGGUCUCGCCUGACAGCAGGGUUGUCGUCACCUUGGACAGGGCGCCGGAAGGUGUUACAUUGGUCGUUCAAGAAAUCACUGAGAAUGGUCUUCAGUUCCUGUUUGAUGUGAAGACCACGCUGAACAUCAGUGACAUCGCGUUUUACCCUUCAAGAACGACGCACGGCUAUGAUUUGUACGCCAGUGCAACGGACAAGGAGGACUUGCUUUUCCUCAAUCUUGUUACUGGCAAGGUGGAGAUGAUUACGGGCGUGGGGCACGCGAUGGAGGCGUCGCUGGCGCAGUGGGGCAACACCAACCGUCCGAUCGUGUCGUCAGGGGUGUUCGGCCACUUCAUGGUCAGCCCGGCGAACGAGGCGUUGUUCGUGGUCAACGGUGAGACGAGGACCGUCAACUGUGAAAUCGGCGGCCUCGUGCAUCCGCGCUCGGUCGUCUGGGUCACCAUGCAGCUGCAGUAAAAAAUUCAAAGACACUCAAGUGCAGUGCCCACGAACUUCUCAUCGUCCUCACACACUACACAAAGAAACAAAC
This is a messenger RNA of Cloeon dipterum, 2912 nucleotides long. Its product is annotated as follistatin-related protein 5-like. NCBI's taxonomy places the organism in Eukaryota, Metazoa, Arthropoda, Insecta, Ephemeroptera, Baetidae. Gene Ontology annotation, biological process: cell differentiation; regulation of BMP signaling pathway; multicellular organism development. Gene Ontology annotation, molecular function: calcium ion binding; protein binding. The coding region runs from base 221 to 2839 and encodes 872 amino acids. The record is from RefSeq and is a predicted model, not a curated record. The transcript is spliced from 17 exons.